UGCUGCGAAACCCUUGUAACAUACUGGAUGAACUGACAGGAACUUUGGUACGCACCGAGGGGGACUGCUCAUCCAAGUGGAUCUCAAAAGUAUAGAACUUGGGAUAAGCUAAAAUGGGUCAGAGCCAACGUCUCAAGAUGAUCAAGAUACAGCACGGUUAGAAGUUGUGUGAACUGCGAUGGAUAGUUCAACUGGCCAUUCACAUGCCUUGUUAGUUGCAGCAACUUUUAUCUUCGUCUUCAGUCUCACGAUUCCGCCAUUAAAUUCAGGUGAGAGCCUGAAGCAGGGAGAGAUGGUUCUGGGCUCCAGGCCUCCGGAUUGUGUGGCCAAGUGCUUCGGAUGCACACCUUGCUUGCCGACUCUGGUUGUUGCAGGCUACCAGAAGAAGCAUUUCGGGACACCGUCACUUGAAGAUCACAGCCACAACUUCCGGACAGAAUGGUUCAGAACAUCGCCGUUACAUGAUGAGGGCAAUAGUUACUAUCUCCUCUCCUGGAGAUGCAGAUGUGGAGACAAGAUCUUUCAUCCUUAGACUCCAGCGAAACGAAUGUACCUGGAAUUAGUGUUAUGUAGGAAGGAUAUGGCCCUUCUGUGGCGCGAUUCCGUCGAUGUCCCCGACUCCAAGACUAGUGUGGGGUCUUUAAUUGCACAAAAGCUGCGAACAUAUCCUAAGUAAUGAAGCUGCUUCUCUGUAUUAAUUCCUACUCGUCCUAGUGCAAUUUACUUGAAAAACUUUGGGCGAGCAAUCAAGAGGCGGAAAACAAUCCGGCGUGAAUGCGAAUGGAUGGAUCAUGGACGCGAGGCUCAUUGUCAUGUCGCCAUGAGCAGAUGAAAGUUCAUGGAGAAAAGCAGAGAGGGGCUUUUGGAA
Rhodamnia argentea is the source of this 868-nucleotide messenger RNA. Its product is annotated as EPIDERMAL PATTERNING FACTOR-like protein 8. The transcript has 3 exons. The coding region runs from base 179 to 532 and encodes 117 amino acids. Gene Ontology annotation, biological process: stomatal complex development; guard cell differentiation. NCBI's taxonomy places the organism in Eukaryota, Viridiplantae, Streptophyta, Magnoliopsida, Myrtales, Myrtaceae. The record is from RefSeq and is a predicted model, not a curated record.